Molecule: messenger RNA, 3309 nt
Organism: Xyrauchen texanus (razorback sucker)
Lineage: Eukaryota; Metazoa; Chordata; Actinopteri; Cypriniformes; Catostomidae
Product: centrosomal protein of 89 kDa-like
Exons: 20
Coding region: 162-2714 (850 amino acids)
Biological process (GO): cilium assembly; chemical synaptic transmission; mitochondrion organization
Cellular component (GO): centriole; ciliary transition fiber
Source: RefSeq, a predicted model, not a curated record
AUCAGGGGUUUUCAUGGAAAGCGUCUAGAUACGUGAAGUCGAGCACAAAUGAUUUCUGUUUAUAACAAUAACGCUUGAAACAUCGCUUUGCCACACCCAGAGGUCUAUCUGACAAUUUAAUGUCAAAUCUUUAACCGAAACGGGAAAGUUUGUGGAGGAUCAUGUCAUCCAAAUUCAACUUCAGCUUUAGAAGAGAGAAGAGAGACUUUAGGAAUAUAGCUCAUGGCUUGAUCCCUGCUGCCACCCUUGCCCCCAGACCUGCUGUCCCCCGCACUCCUCCCCCCCGCAGCCCCAACCCAUCUCCAGAGAGACCCAGGUCUGCCUUGGCAGCUGCCAUAUUGUCUUCCUCCCUGACGGGCCGAACUGUUGCCAUUCCUCCUCCACGCCAAAGGUCUUACUCUGAGAGUGAGUGCUCACGCACAGAAAGCCAAACCAGCUUUGAGCCCUAUGCUGCCACUGUGCUUUAUACUAGGCACAAGUGGCCAGAUACGAUGGCAGGAAGAUCUCGAUUGCCUUCCCCAGGACACACUGAUGAUGAUGAUGAUGAAGAUGAUGAUAAUGAUGAGCUGGGGGAGCUAGAGAGAGAUGUGGAUCACAUGACUCAGUCCCUUGAGAAACAACAAAGCAGAGCUGAUGACAUAAAUGUUAUUUCUGCUGUUCCAUUAAAACACAGGAAGGGUGUUACCAGUUCAGAUGCUGAUGAAGAGACAGACGACUCUGCAUUUGCUAUUGUGUCUCCUCUACAGACGGAAGAUGAAGUUGUAGUUGAAGAAGGAGCUGCUCAUAUGCCAUCAUCGCUACGACAACCAAGAUCAAUCUACCAUGAGAGCAUGGCAUCCCCAGCAGAUCGUUAUGAUGACUUGAGUGGUCAGUCUCAUAAAUCAGCACUGCUGACUCCAAACAGGAAGGUCUCACGGGUGAAGGAAAGCCCAGUGAGAAGGAAAGAGAGAAACAUCAGUUCAGAGGCCAGUGAAGUGUUGCACUGCAUGUUGAAGGAGCAGCAAGCGCUGGUGAAGAAGCUGAGAGAGCAGACUCGGGUUUUGGCUUGGGAGAAGGAGAUGCUGAAGAAGAAAUGUUUACAACAGUGUCAGCACAUAGGGAACAUCCAGCAGGAGCUCUCUCACUGUCACACAGAGAGAGGAAACUCCAUAGGUGAGAGCUCUGAGUUGCUGAGUCUAAGGCAGCAGGCUCAAGAGCUGGUGGAUGAGAAUGAUGGGCUGAAGAUGACAGUCCACCGACUCAACGUGGAGCUCAGCAGAUACCAGGCCAGAUUCCGACCUCUUAUCAAGGAUGAGAAUUCUCCGCUUAAAGGGCUGCCAAUGAAAGGACCUGCACCUCCUUGGCUGCUGGAUAUUAAAUAUCUAUCACCCCUUUUGCUGGCCUAUGAGGAUCAGCUGAAUGCCAGAGAGAAACUCCUCAAGUCCUGUGAGGAAGAGCUGCAGUGCUUGAGAGCACGUGCAGAGGAGGUCAUUCAGGAAAAUGAAAAACUUCAUGUUCAAGUCAACAAGAGCAGCACUGUCAGCAACAAAGAAUGGAGGCAAUUGCAGGAGCAAGCUUGCUUGGUGUUGGAGGAGAAUCAACUGUUCAUACAGCAAUUGGAACUGCAGGAUGCCAAUGCUAAGGAGGCCCACACCAGACACACGCAGGAGGUGUUUAAGAUCACAAAACAGGUGAUGUUGUUGGAGUCAGACAAGCAGGAUCUGGAAAAGGAGCUAGAGGUGGAGCGCAAAGAGCACCAUGCCCUAAAGACCAAGUUUCAGAGUGUGUGCUUGACUAUAAAAAACUCUGUGAGCUUGGCUGAACACAACACUGUGACAGACAAACUGAAAAGGCACAUGGAGGAACAUGAGAGGGUGAAGAAUUCAGAGGUUGAAGAGCUGUUGGCUCGUGUGAGUGCAUUGGAAGCGGAGAUAAAUAUUCUACUGCUGGAUAAAACCAACCUCAACUCCCACAUAAAACACUUUGAGACAGAGCUUCAGCUUUCACGUCAAUCUAACAGGAAGGCUAAGAGAUUUAUAAGUGUGCUGAAGCAACAGGUUGUAGACUCUUUUGAGAAAGAGCUCGUCGCUCAUCAGUACCUUGCCAACAUCGUCACACAUGCAGAGAAAACUACCCAUGAAAGAGACCAGCUUAUGCACAUGGCUUCAUCUCUAGAGAAAGACAAUCAAGGUGUUCUCACACGCAUAAUAGAAAGCACUGUUUGCCUCGGAAAACUGCAGGAAAAAGUAAAGGUGUACAAGCAGCAGGCAACAGCAAAUGUGUGUGCGCUGGGUCGCCGUCUGCACGAGCAGGAGGAGGACUUUACGGGGAAAGCAGCGAGUUAUCAGCGAGAAAUCCAGCACCUGCAGAGCCAACUCAAAGACAGACAGGAACAACUGCAUGGAGCUCUGCAGCAGAAGAGAGAGGUGGAAGGUGAAUUAGAGGUGGUUUGGGAGGCAGCUACAAGGGAGAGUCAGCGGUUAAGAGAGGUUGUGCUGGGAAGCAGCUUGAUGAGUCCAGCCACCAUGGCUCCAGUCCUACGGAGCACUUCUGGCCAUUCUCCUGCAAGGUCCCCUAAUGUCGAAGAUAAUUUGACCAGUACGAUCCCACCUCCCUUCACCUCUAGGCAGAACCAUCCUUUACUCCACAGCCCCAUGUUUGAGUCUGACUCUGACCAGCAACAAAAUCCCUCUUCUGAUGAGAGUGAGAAAAGCGGUUGGGGCUUGUUAUCCUAAUUCGUCCAUAUCCUCGAUAAGUGUUUUGAGUUCAUUAAUUAAUUUACCUGAAUGCUUAAUGUAUUUUCAUGGACAGUGCAUGAACAUAUAAAUACACUUAUUUUCUCUUUACUAUGAAAAAUGUGCUUUGAUGUUUUUUUAUCCACAGAACAUGUAUAACAGUCUUCUCAGUGUAAAUUAGAGGUUGCUAAUAAUUAUUAUUCUGUUGAAUAGGAUAAUGUUACAGGUUUUUUUUUUUUCAGUUGCCAAACUCCUCAUUUCAGAAAGGUUUUGUGACAGCACAGUGGUUGCACAGUAUAGCACAGGAAAUUCUAUUGCACAAGCCACAUGAUGAAUGAUAGACCAACUCUCUCUCUCGCUCGCUCGUUUUCCUAGAUGAAGUUCUAGCACAAAAGAAUGCACCCUGUAGGAUGAUUUCCCUCAUACUGUACUGUUCUUUAAGGACAAAGUAGGUGACACAGUGUUCCAUAAAAAAAAACUAAAAAGAAUUCCAUUCCUAUUUGUAAUUUUGCAAAUAAAAAUACAUUGAAAAAUGUAAAAAGUCUUUUACUUUUUUACAUGUCCUUUUAUGCCACUAUGCAUUCUAUGAUGACAA